CAACCGUCGAUGUUCUGUGCUGCUGCCCCUGUAAAUGCACAACCGUCGCACCUGAUUCAAAGAACCAGAAAGCAGUCGAUUGCUCUAAUUAACUUGCCCUUGCACCCCCAUCCACAUUGAGCAUAAGGCGGUGAUGCAUGAUUAACUAUGAUAUGGAAUGCAUGCCGCUGUUCUAAGUUGAAGGAGAACUGGGAAGUGACUGCAACCAUCACCUCAUGAAUCGCGAUGAGGGGAUGGAGGGCCAGAAACAAUGCACGGUAUAUCGGUACGGUGUCGGCGAAAUGGAGCGGUAAUGGAAGGGAGGUUAAUUACCGUGAGAGCUUCUUUGAUCAUCCCUCCACCUGAACUUUCAAGCACCAUGAUAGUGAUGGAGUCACAGAGGACUUCUUCAGACACGGUGUGGAUGAACAGACCAGCAUCUGUGGCAUGCAAUGGACUGCGUUAUGGAUCUCCCACCUCUUCUCCCUCGCGUUUUCGGUUGGUUCUUUCUUCCAUGUCGAGGAGAUGAUGCAGAAGGAUCCCCUUCGAAUUCUGUGUCAAGACGGUCGACUGCGCUCUCCUGAUCAGAAAAGGAAUGAUUAGCGCAAAAGUCUGUAUCCCGAACACGAGCUCUCAGCUUGGCACACUCUACAUCCCGACUGCCCUUGCACUCGUGUAAUUGUCAAUCACUUGACGAAUGUUUUGCAACACUGUGGGAAGAAAUUGAUCAAAAGCGUUAGGCAAUCCACCUCGAAGGUC
Cantharellus anzutake is the source of this 738-nucleotide messenger RNA. RefSeq lists its product as uncharacterized. The annotation marks the transcript as partial. The transcript has a single exon. The record is from RefSeq and is a predicted model, not a curated record. Lineage: Eukaryota; Fungi; Basidiomycota; Agaricomycetes; Cantharellales; Hydnaceae.